AUGUUAGGAAAUCAACCCAUAUUCCCUACAUCUAAUGUCCCAUUUCAACCAUUCAAUCCUUCACCAUAUUAUCAAAUUCCUCCAAACUUUCAAGCGUUCGGAAGUUCAUCAUCUCCUCAAUUCAUGAUGCAAGCGAAUGAAGCAGUGGGCACCCCACAACAUUGCACACCUAUCAAUUUAGCAGAUGAUGAUGUGCCUCACAAUUCAAAAAAUAAAGAUACGAGGAAGGUGUGGAGCUGGAAUGAAGACGAACUUCUAAUCAGUGCAUGGCUGAACACAAGUAAGGAUGCCGUAACCAACACUGACCAACCAAGUAGUGCUUUCUGGAAAAGAAUUGCAACGUACUAUAUGGAGAACAAGCCCGAAAGUGCAACGAGCAGAGGUGUUACUCAAUGUAAAAAUCGUUGGAGUAAAAUAUGUAAGUCAGUGCAAAAAUUUGUUGGGUGUUAUGAGGAGGCCAAUCGAAACAUGCGCAGUGGACAAUCAAGCACGGAUGUCCUCAAUGCAGCAAAGAAAAUAUACUCAAAUGACGGUGAGAGCAAAGACUUCGUCCAUGAAGAUGCUUGGCGUAUACUCAGAAAUGAGCCUAAAUGGAAGGCCAGUUACUGCGAAUCAUCUCAUAACAGUGGUGGAAGUUCAAAGCGAACAAAAACGAGUGAAGACGGUGGAUACUCAGGUUCGUGUCCGGCGACACCAUACUUUGAUGUGGAUGACCCAACUCCUCCUACUCGUCCCCCUGGUAUUAAAGCAAGUAAGAAGAGGGGGAAACAGGUGCAAAACGAGACAUUCAAUUCAAGUCCUACUGAAAAUUAUGAAAAAUUUUACGAAAAAAGCAGUGAAUUUAGCUCAAGUAUGGAACAUAUGGCAGCAGUCAAGGAGUAA
Andrographis paniculata is the source of this 882-nucleotide messenger RNA. Its product is annotated as glutathione S-transferase T3-like. Bases 1 to 882 code for a protein of 293 amino acids. The record is from RefSeq and is a predicted model, not a curated record. Lineage: Eukaryota; Viridiplantae; Streptophyta; Magnoliopsida; Lamiales; Acanthaceae. The transcript has a single exon.